Molecule: messenger RNA, 2680 nt
Organism: Drosophila guanche
Lineage: Eukaryota; Metazoa; Arthropoda; Insecta; Diptera; Drosophilidae
Product: facilitated trehalose transporter Tret1
Exons: 4
Coding region: 936-2504 (522 amino acids)
Biological process (GO): transmembrane transport; carbohydrate transport
Cellular component (GO): membrane
Molecular function (GO): sugar transmembrane transporter activity
Source: RefSeq, a predicted model, not a curated record
CUCAGUUGCUUGGCAAACGUUGACCCAAGCGGACGCGCAACCGGUUGAUGCAUCGCGCCAGAACAAGCCAAAGAAGAAGGGCAGACAGCAGGAGCAGAGGCCCCAACUGAAGGGAGGGCUGCAGCUGGUUUUCGCACAGAACUUAAGAGAACGGGUCGGGGCAGGCAGACAGCCGAGGAGCAGGAGAAGGAAGCAGUAGCUGGUUGUCAUAACAACCAGAAGGAAAGGGCAGGCAGACCGCAGACAGCAGACAGCCGACAGUGGAAACCGAUUGCGUAUGUACAUGCGGAGGCUCGUCGUUGCCUGUCAGCGACAAGAGCUAGUGACAGUGAAAAGAAAUUGCUGAAUUUUGAAAACAUUUACAGUCUAUGAGAGCGGGAGACCUAGUGGUUGGCAGGUGAUAAUCGAUAGGGGAAUCAAUAGCAAGCACGUUGCUGGCAAAUGUUCAAUGCAGAGAGCGGACAUUCGUCCGGCAACUGAUAACUGAGGUGUGGGGAAACAUAGCGAACAUAGGCACCGAAAACACGCUCAGAAGUCGCCGGCUGACGCGUCCUCCCAGAGAGGUGGCUGCAAGCCACAGACACAAAGACACGCACACGGCAGCGACACGAGACACAGCAGGGAGUAACGUCGCUGGGUGAAGUCGUCAUCGAAAGAAGCUUAUGAAAUUGAUACUGAAGCGAGCCCAUGAUUGAAAUGCGCGGAAGUUUCCACUUGUCGUUACAAUUCGAGUGUAGCAAGCAGCAGCAGCAGCAGCAGCAGCAGCAGUCAAAGUAUCAGAACAGAGUGGAGCAGCAGCAGCAGCAGUAGUCGACGACGUUGACUCCACGGUUCGUUUAGAAACAUUAAUUGAUUGGCGGCGUGCGCGCAAAGUGCUAAAACAGACAUCGAAGGAACCCAAGGAACGAACAGACAUACACGCAGACACCUCCACCAUGAAGGACCUUGGGGAGGCAACGUUUCGUAGUCCUGUCAUCUGCAAAGACAUGGAUCACACCAAGGAAAAGGAGAAAUGCAAAAAGCCACUGGGCGAGAGCCAUCGAGCCGUUUUGCGACAGAAACUGAUGGUCUUUCUGGGCAACAGCGGCGUCCUCGGCUCGGGCAUGGUCAUCAGCAUGCCCUCGGUGACGCUCACCCAGCUGCACGACGAGAGCCAGCCCUUCUGGCUGAACAAGGACGAGUCCAGCUGGUUCGCUUCCAUCAACAAUAUGGCCUGUCCCUUGGGCGGGCUGCUGGUCAGCUACUUCAUGGAUCGCAUUGGACGCAAGUACACCAUUCUGCUGACCAAUCUGUUGGGGCUGCUUGGCUGGCUGCUGCUGGCCACAAGUUUCCUGCACUCUGACCGCGACUUGAUCUAUGCCCAGAUGCUGGUGGGUCGAGCCCUGGGCGGCAUAAUGAUUGGCAUGUUCGUGUCCCCGGUGGGCGUUUACUCCGCCGAGAUCAGCCUGCCACGCAUCCGUGGCAGACUUAUAUUGGGCACCUCCAUUGGCCUGGCUGGCGGCAUUCUGCUGAUGUAUCUGCUGGGCUACUUUAUACGCAGCAACAUUGUUCUCAUUUCGACGAUUAGCUGCUGCUACCAGCUGGCGGCCACCAUUCUCGUCUUUCCCAUGCCGGAGUCACCCAGCUGGCUGCUGACGAAGGGACGCGACGAGAGGGCUAGGAAAUCCCUGAGAUAUUUCCGGGGUCUACCAAAGAAAGAGGAUGACUAUGUGCCAGAGUUCGAGGACGAGUUGGCGCAUAUGAAGGCGACUGCUGAGAAUAGCCGGAACACGGCAGCCAGCGAGUCGCUCAGUCAGGUCAUUCGGCGGCCGGAGGUGUACAAACCCGUGCUGAUGAUGACCGCCUUCUUUGGCUUCCAGCAGGCAUGCGGCGUGGUGGUCAUCAUCGUUUAUGCCGUGCAGAUUGCCCAGAGGGCAGGCGUCUCCAUUGAUCCUGUGCUGGUGGCCGUCAUGCUGGGCGUUGCCCGCAUCAUCAUGACCUUCUUCAUGAGCACAAUCUUCGAGAAGUGGGGCCGCAAGCCGUCCGGCAUAUUCUCCGCCUCGGGCAUGGGCCUGUGCAUGCUGCUGCUGGCCGCCGGCGGCUGGUGGCCCGACACGGUGGGCACCUGGCAUUGGCUGCCCGUGGUGUGCAUCGUCGCACACAUUGUGUUCUCCACAAUGGGCAUGCUGACGCUGCCGUUCUUCAUGAUCUCCGAGGUGUUCCCGCAGCGGGCGCGCGGCAGUGCCUCCGGCAUUGCCGUCUUCUUUGGCAUGAUCCUCGCGUUCAUUAUGCUGAAAAUCUAUCCGAACAUGGAGGCCGCCAUGGGCACUGCCAAUCUGUUUGCCUUUUAUGCGUUCAUCUCGUUCCUGGCGGCCGGCUUCAUUGGCUUCUUUGUGCCAGAGACGCGAGGACGCACCCUGGAGGAGCUGGAGGAGCACUGGCGGACGGGCAAGUACACCCGCCGACUCACUCUCAACAACCUCAAGGAGGUGGAGCUGCACGAGCGCUUCCUGCAGAAGUACUAGUUGCAUAUGUGAAAUCUAUCAGUGUGGAGUAUUCAAUCUGUGAUGUGUCCAAGUACUUAGCCUUGGCGGCAAUGGAAUGCGGCCCAAACGAAUCAAUCGGGGAAAACACAAACCAUUUACAAAAACCGAUAUCAAUAUCAAUAAACAGAGAAACGGAGAAACCGAGAAACAACAAA